GUAAUGUUUGAUUCGGUUUCUAAAGUAAACAUCACUUUAGGAAACCGAACUUAUAAAAGAGAAAUCGCUAGAUGAUAAACAAAAACUUUUGUGUAUCCAAAACAUUACAUUACACGCUCAUUUUUUAACAUGAAAUUGAGUACAGCGAUACCGCUGUCCAGUACCUGUACGAGUUCUAAAUAUUAAUUCUCCGUGAAGCUUUGAAUAAAUUUCUUCUCGGCAGUUUAGUAAACUGUUCCUUAUGCCAUAGAAACAUUCAAUAUUCUAAGAAAAAGAAAUUUGUACAUUCACAAGUAUACGUAAAUUCGGUAUGCUUGCUCAAUGCCUCACAAGUGUUUUCGAGUUUUUAUCUAAGGGGCCACAUUCCACGUGGACAGAUUUUUGACUAUUUUGGACCCUUCUUCUCCAUCUUCCUGGAGCCUAUAUAAAUUCUAAAAAUUUUGUAUGGACCGUCGACAUUUCACAAUACUUAUAUGGCUCAAUUCAACAUAUAAUCACAGAAGGCACCUCGGAAUAAAUAGAGGUCAACAUCCUAACUCUCAAUAAUAUACACAUGAGCCAAAAACAAUAUAGGGGGAUUCAUUUCGAGCUCGUAAACAAAUACCCAGCCGUAAAAAUACUCACCUCCAUUGACGAGUAAUGGAAGAUACGCAGUUUACGGCUCGGUAUUCGUAUACGAGCUCGAUGUGAAGACCCCUUAUGAUCUUUUUUUAGAAUAUUUAUCAUAAAAAGCAGUUAAAACAAAUGGAGGUAAUAAUCACGCCGUGAACAGCUGAUCUAUUCCUCUGUGCUGAACGAUUCCAUCAUUGUCAACACGAGACACUUAACGUUGCUUUCAUGCUUGUCCAUCGACCAGUUAAAUUUAAUUUUAGCAUAUUGCUUGACGCAAUAAACAACAAUUGAGUUCAAUCAUCAUACGGUACAAAUGUCUGUCUAUGCCACGCUAACAAUACAGCUCUGAAGUUUUUUUCGCAUAAGCGACAAAGUUAAGGAACUCAUUGCAUUGAAAGAAAAAUCUGUAUACCUUUGUUUCAUAUGAGAAAACAUUUUCAAUUUUAAAAAUAUUUUAAAUACAACAAACAUUACCGCUGCCGAAAAAAACAUUAAUACGUACUGUGUAAAUUAUCAAGAAUUUAAAAAUAUGAACAAAAACGCCAUUCCAAACGUGUUAUAUACUCAUACUUUCUCCUUAUCGUAAAUACAGACUAAGUGCCAGUCACAAGAAAAAAGAACGUCGCACACAAAGUACUCAACUGGUUUCUUCUAUGCAAUUGGAUAAUUUACUCAGCGAUAGUCUCGUUCCUCAGUCAUUGUUUAGCUUGCGUCGGCAGAGGUUGUUAUCUAACGGAAAAUUCCAAGUCACCAUAAUUUUCUAGGAGAAAAAAUAAAUAAACAGAGCAAAUUAGGUAUCUUAGUGUACGUUUACAAAGAAGUGCGAAAACCGCUAAAAUUAACAAUCGCACAAAUAAUUAGAACUGCAAACAGCUGAUACGGUGAAACUUAAUACUACUGGAUAAAUGGCGCAGCAAUUGCAGCAAGUUUUUAAAACGGCCGUCAAGGUCACGGGCACAGCGCGUUCGAUGUCGACCGGCAUGAUAGGUACAAUGGAAGGUGCUCUGCCUCCCAAAAGCUCGCAGGGUUUGCACGUGUCUGUUCAGAGAGACUAUCCGGCAACGGCAGCUUUGCCUCUACCUGCCAAUAUUGAUCCGGCUGAAACUACCCGGUUUUCGCCGCAGCGUGCCCGUGACAUUAACUCGUCAGCUAUUCUCACGCAUCAAUCAUCGUACGUAGCGAAUCAUAUCGAUGUGACCGUCGACAAUUCUCGCACUAGGGAUUGCGGUACCGACCCUCAUAUCGAAUCCUACGAUUGUCGUGGCGCCGUUAAUCUAAACUCAUCCAUGCAAAGUAAUGUUCCCAGUCCCUUUGGUGGACUGCACAAGUUCACCCAUCUAAACAUGCCGGGUGGUGGCUGGGCCCAGGAGGGAAAAUUUCUAGCCCAAGAUUUGCACUCUUCGCAUUACAUCAAUUUGCGCAAGGAGGUGCGCUCCAACUGGUCUGACUAUGAGGAUAAAGCGCAAAAAGGUACAUUAGGUUUAUUAGCACGCCAUUUUAACGGGCUGCUUCAACAUACUAACCCUUUGAAUAGCAACGGUAGCGCUAGAAAUUUUUCGCUUAAUUGUGUUACAAUGACUGCCAAAGACGUUCCUCAAGCUAAACAGGUGACUGAUGAACGAGCGGAAGUAAUGCCAGCCACACGCAAGGAACGCCUGAAGAAAGCAGUCAAGGAAUAUGGCUCUACAGUGCUCGUAUUUCAUGUCGGAAUCAGCUUGACAUCAUUAGGGGCAUGUUACGUAUUAGUUUCUAGCGGAAUAGACAUGGUAGCCUUGUUAGACCGGCUCGGAUGGGCUAACUCGGCACUGGCUAGUAAAACUGGGGCCGGUGCGGGGACGUUCGUGAUAGCUUACGCAAUUCACAAAGUGUUUGCUCCUGUUAGAAUAAGCAUUACUCUAGGAGCCACACCAUUUAUCGUUCGAUAUCUACGCAAGCGUGGUAUUUUGAAGCCGCCUCCUCCAUCAAAAGAAGGUUCGAAAUGAAUUUAUAUAAUCAAAAUGAUCGUAAUAUAAUAAAAUAUUAUUAUUUUGUGAUGAAAUGUAUUUGUAAAAUAAAGAGUUUAUGCAAUUUCUGCAA
Messenger RNA from Wyeomyia smithii (pitcher-plant mosquito), 2688 nucleotides. Its product is annotated as protein FAM210A-like. The transcript is spliced from 4 exons. Gene Ontology annotation, cellular component: mitochondrion. The coding region runs from base 1518 to 2594 and encodes 358 amino acids. NCBI's taxonomy places the organism in Eukaryota, Metazoa, Arthropoda, Insecta, Diptera, Culicidae. The record is from RefSeq and is a predicted model, not a curated record.